AUGCCGGCAACAAUAGAAACAACAUUUACCAACAACAACAGCAGCAGAAACAACAAUACCAGCAAAAACAAAGGCAGAAACAACAAUGCCGGCAACAAUAGAAACAACAUUGUCAGAAGCAACAACAGCAGAAACAACUUUGGACAUAACAACAGCUGUGAAAACAACAGCACUGUCAACAACAGCAGAGUAUACAACAGUACUAGCAACAACAGCAACAGAAACAACAAUACCAGCAACAACAGAGUCAGAAACAACAGUGCCCGCAACAACAAAAAAAACAGUAUCAGAAGCAACAACACCAGAAACAACUUUGGAAAAAACAACAACAGUGCUGUCAUCAACAGCAGAGGAUACAACAGUGCCAACAACACCAGCAGCAGAAACAACAAUACCAGCAAAAACAAAGACAGAAACAACAAUGCCAGCAACAAUAGAAACAACAGUAUCAGAAGCAACGACAGCAGUCACAACUUUGGAAAUUACAACAGCUGUAGAAACAACAGCACUGUCAACAACAGCACCAGAAACAACAAUCCCAGCAACAAUAGACACAACAGUAUCAGAAACAACAACAGCAGAAACAACUUUAGAAGUAACAACAGCAGUAGAAACAACAGUACUGUCAACAACAGUAGAGAAUACAACAGUCGUCGCAACAACAUCAACAGAAACAAAAGUACAGUUAACAACAGCAAAGGAUACAACAGUAUUAGCAACAACAGCAGCAGAAACAACAAUACCAGCAACAACAGAGGCAGAAACAACAGUAUUGUCAACAUUAGAAACAACAGUAUCAAAAGAAACAACAGUAGACACAACUUUGGAAAUAAAAAUACCAGCAACAACAGCAUCAGAAACAACUUCAGCAGAAACAACAAUGGCAACACCAACAGCAGAAACAACAGGACCAGCAACAACAGCAGCAGAAACAUUAUCCGAAUCAACAACAGCAGGGACAACAGUACUAGCAACAACAGAAGCAGCUACAACAGCGACAAUAACAACACCAGCAGAAACACCAGUUAUAACUCUAGAAACAACAGUACCAACAACAACAGCAGCAGCAGAGACAACAGUACUAGCAACAACUGCAACAAAAACAACAGAAGCAGCAACAACAAUGGCAGAAACAACAGUGACAAGAACAACACCAGCAGAAACACCAGUUAUAUCACAAGAAACAGCAGUACCAGCAACGUCAGCAGAAACAUCAUUGUCAGCCAAAUCCACAGCAGCAGAUACAGUUGAACUAGCAACAACUGCAGUAAAAACAUUACCACCAACAACAGCAUCAAAAACAACAGAACCAGCAACAUUUUCAACUAAAACAGCUGGAACAAGUGCUGCUAAAACCCUUUAUACAAUCGGCUCAUCUACAGCACCUUCAACAGCCAGAAAAACUACUGAGAUUGCAACUACUAUCAAUGCAUCCACAACUGCAGCAACUCCAAAAUCUACACUUUUACCAACAGGACCCACAGAAACAACCAGUCAAGGUUUCGAAGCCACAACUCGUCUGCGGAUGAGAUUAGCCACUUAUGGAGGGGUCAGCAAUGAUACCGUCAUCGAACUUAUUAAGAAGUUUUUCCAAGAACAGAUCCUGAAUGGAACAACAAGCACAGUCACAGUAACAAACAUCCAUAGGGUCCCUAAUCCAUGAGGACUAUGUGUCCAAGCACAAAUUCCCUUUUUACCUAUAAUGUGAGGAAGCGCUAGUAACAUUUAUUACGGGACAGUAAUUCAUCUUAAAGAUUUUGUUUUUAAAUUUUGUUAAUAAAAAAUAUUUGAUUGUCUUUAAACAUGUUACCCUGUUGGGGUUGGAAAGAAAUGUUAAACUUUAAAAUUUUGUUGAUUUUACUCCGUUAUAAGAAUUUAUAACACAAUAAAUGAAUCUCAAAUUAAGCCAUCUUCUCAUCAGGUAUGUUUUUGAUUAUGAAUGAUUCAUUGAAGAUCAACAAGGAAGUUGGCAGCAAUAACUUGGAAUUUGAAUGACUAUUACUUAUUGAAGGAGAAUAAUAAUAGAGCAUUUUGAUGACAACUAACUAGUUAUGUCCAUAAAUGUUUGUUUUUUUCACUUUAAAUCCAGAAUGUGUUUUAUGUAACAUAUUCCUAAAAGUGGUACAUUGACUUAUAGUAGGGAAUGCACUAAAGUCCCAGACCUUGUAUCUGCAUAUUAGCGUGCACAAAAAGGCAUUAUUGAAAAAAAGAAUACAUAUUUUUACUCAUCAGUUAUUACAUCAUCAUUUAAGCUUUGUAACUAUUUUAGUAGCAGAAUGUGUGCUUACAUUAAAGAUGGAUUUAUUUACUGUUAAUAUUAUUAUUUAAUGUGUUUGAAUGUAAUCAGUUGUUGCUUCUCACCACAAAAAAAGUGUUGUUAAUGUUGUUUGUGAAUGAUGACAGCUAAAAUUUAACAACUUUUGGAAAUAUUUUAAAUGUUUUCUGGAAAAAUGUUUUUUUAAUGCAAAUUAUAUUUAAUGCUUUUAAUCAUAAAUGAAAAAUAAAUAAAAGUGAUAGUAUUACAGCAUGUUUUUAUGUUGUUAAUUAUGAGAAUGCAAACGAAUUGCAGAUACAGGGAAUUUUGUUUACCGGUAAAUUGAAUGAAGCAAACAUUUGAAACUCAAACAGCAGAAUGUAAGCAGACAGGAAACAAAAAAAAAAACUGCAACCACAAAAGGUCAUUUUUAAAGAAAUGCACAGCAGCUUACAUUCCUUACCACUGAUGCCCUUCGGUCAUGCUUCUUUUUUUCCUACUUUUAUGUUCUGUUUUCUUUUUUCCUUUAUCACCAUCACAUCAACUUUCCCUUUUGAUCAUUCACAAGUUUUUGUUAAAAGUAAUCAGUCCGCCUUAUAUUUAAGUUUACACCUUUUAUUAAGUUAGUAUCAAGAUAUCUAGUUCACCCCCUCCUCUGUUCUUUUUCAUAACUCUUAUAUCAGUUUUUAGCUAUGUCAUGCUAUAAUUAUUGUAUAAUACAAUUGAUGGCACAGUGCCAGUAUUCUGCAUUACUUACUUACUUACAUUCAUAUUACUGUCAAUAGGUUGGAGCUGCACAAACAAAAAAUCUUCAUAAUUAACACAUCAAAGAGUUCAAAAUGAUAUUAAACAUUGAAAGGUUUGCAACAACAACACAAGAAACAUUAGACUCCUAUAAAAAGCUGAGCGCACAUAUACACACACGGGCCGCUUUAUUAGGCACACCUGUCCAGCUUCUACUUAGAACCAGAUUCUAAAUAGCCAAUUACAUGGCAUCAAUUCAAUGCAUUCAGGCAUGUAGACAUGGUCAAGAUGAUCUGCUGCAGAUCAAACCGAGCAUCAGAAUGGGGAAGAAAUGUGAUUUAAGUGACUUUAAACAUGGUAUGAUUGUUGGUGCCAGACUGGCUGGUCUGAGUUUUUUAGAAAUUGCUGACAUACUGGGAUUUUAUCUCAUAUCUGGGGUUUACAGAGAAUGGUCUGAAAAAGAGAAAGUAUCCAGUGAGUGGCAGUUCUGUGGGCGGAAAUACCUUGUUGAUGCCAGAGUUCAUAGGAGAAUGGCCAGACUGUUUCCAGCUUAAUGAAAGGAAACAGUAACUCAAAUGACCACUGGUUACAACCAAGGUCUGCAGAAGAUCGUCUCUGAAUGUGCAACACAACAAACCUUGAUACAGAUGGGCUACAGCAGCAGAAGACCACACUGGGUCCCACCGCAGCCAACAAAUCUGCAGCAACUGCAUGAUGCCAUCAUGUCAAUAUGAACCAAAAGGAAUGUUUCCAGUUGUUUAGUUUUGUCCUACAUUAAUAAUAAAAGUUUCACCUAAUCAUUGUCAACUGUUUUUCUUAACUGAGGAAAAAGGACAGAAAUGUAAAACGUAAACAUUAUCAAGUUGUGCUGAAUCCUGUGUAAAUAAAACUUUUAAUUUGUAUAUUGA
Molecule: messenger RNA, 3906 nt
Organism: Oryzias latipes (Japanese medaka)
Lineage: Eukaryota; Metazoa; Chordata; Actinopteri; Beloniformes; Adrianichthyidae
Source: RefSeq, a predicted model, not a curated record